AUGGGCGGGGGCGCAGGUCGUGGCCCCGCGGGCCCAGCUCAGCGGCGGGCGGCCAUGGAGCCGCAGGAGCAGUCGGGGCGGGCGGACGCCGCCGAGCCCGGGGCGAGCCCGGACGGGGCGUUCCAGGCCGUGGUGCAGCGGACGCAGGUGCUGCUGCUGGCCGGGGAGACGUGGGAGCCGGACCGCGCCCAGGCCGCGCUCAGCUCCUUCGCCCACGAGGUGCUGCCCGUGGCCCGCCGGCCGCCCAGCCCCGCGCCGCCCAGCGCGCCCCCGGCCGGGCAGCUCAUCUUCUUCCUGUGCCGCGCCCCGUCGCUGCGGGGCCGGGCCGAGCGGCUGCGGGAGGUGCUGCGGGGCGUGCGGGAGCAGAGCCGCGGCGCGCCCGCCGCCCUGGUGGGGGUGAUCGUGCAGCCCCGGCCCGAGGAGGAGGCGGAGGCCCGCCGCCGCCUGGAGGAGCUGCUCCUCGAGGUCUUCCAGCCGCCGGGGCCGGGCGCCGCGCCGCGGGUCGAGGUGCACACGGCCGUGUUCCGCCCCGGCCGGCCCGAGGGGGCCCUGGAGGUGAAGAAAGCCGCUUGCGAGGCCGUGCGGGAAGAGCCAGAAGACGCUGUUUGGGUUUCACGAGCCACCCUCUUCAAAGUCCUGGGGGCGCUCUGUGUGGCGUGCGCUGGUAUUAUCGGAAGCCAGUACAUGAACAUUCGCACCUGAGACGGUCCCAUCGGGCCUGCUCCCUGCCUACAGAUCCUCUGUCCACCUGGAUCUCACCUGUCAUCCAAAAUAAAAAACAUCAGCACCCGUUACUGUUUUGUGUUUGUGUUAAUACAGAACUCCAAAAUUACAGUUGUUGCAACAAGCUUCUGUUAUAAAGUCCUAUGUUAAUCCACCAAGAAUUUUGGCUUAGAAAAUUGAUUUGGUGUGAAAGUUACCAGAUUUGCUCUGAAGGCAAAGGAAAAAAUUUCUACAAAGUUUGAAGAAAAUGAAUCAAACAGUUUGAGUUACAGAUCAUUUAAAAAAAUACCCCAUGUGAAAGUUGGCACGUCUAACAUUUUCGUUGGGUCCCUCUAGCUCACAAAAAGAUUUGUUUGUUAUCCUUCAAAUUUUCAUAGAGUUAAA
Messenger RNA from Trachemys scripta elegans, 1107 nucleotides. RefSeq lists its product as uncharacterized. The coding region runs from base 1 to 702 and encodes 233 amino acids. The record is from RefSeq and is a predicted model, not a curated record. Lineage: Eukaryota; Metazoa; Chordata; Testudines; Emydidae. The transcript has 3 exons.